Messenger RNA from Vitis vinifera (wine grape), 2312 nucleotides. RefSeq names its product external alternative NAD(P)H-ubiquinone oxidoreductase B3, mitochondrial. Lineage: Eukaryota; Viridiplantae; Streptophyta; Magnoliopsida; Vitales; Vitaceae. The transcript has 10 exons. Gene Ontology annotation, molecular function: calcium ion binding; NADH dehydrogenase activity. The coding region runs from base 385 to 2109 and encodes 574 amino acids. The record is from RefSeq and is a predicted model, not a curated record.
AUUGGGCUGUGAGACCUCUUCAUCAUCGGAUCUGAACCAAUGAAAAGAGGGCAAAAAAGUUAACACGGCCCCACAGAAUCCAACCGUCCAAAUCAGAGACUUCUCCGUUUUGGAACCCCGAUCCGACGGCCAGAUACAAUCUAAGGACUUCGUGGUGUAGAAGCAUGACCACGCGGCAAAUUCCUGCGAAGGAGGAGGUCUCCGUCUGGAGCGAAAGACACGUGUCCUAGAAUACCGGGGUUUUAACUAGUCAAUGAGAUCAAGCAUAGAAAGUGCAUUACGUGUCAGUUCUUCCUUAUAAAUGGUACUACAAAACUCACGUAGGAAAGAAACUGUUACUUCCAUCUUUCUCUCUGUCCGAAACUCUACCUUCUAGGGUUUGCAAUGAGGACGUUUACUAUCUUUGAAAGAGCCUUCAAGGCUUUUCGUGACAACCCUUCACUCUCCAAGUUGAUGGUUGUCUGCACAGUCAGCGGUGGGGGCUUAUUAGCUUUCGCAGAAACGAGGCCAUUCUCCGGCUCAGAUUCAGUACCAAAGAAGAAAGUGGUGGUCCUUGGAACUGGGUGGGCAGGCACAAGUUUCCUGAAGAACUUGAAGAGUUCCACCUUCGAAGUCCAGGUGGUGUCGCCCCGUAACUAUUUUGCAUUUACUCCUCUGCUGCCAAGUGUUACCUGUGGCACGGUGGAAGCUCGCAGCAUUGUGGAGCCUAUUCGGAACAUUGUCAGGAAGAAAGGUAUAAAUAUUGAAUUCAAGGAAGCUGAAUGCUACAAGAUUGAUACAGAUAAUAAUAAAGUUUAUUGUAGAUCAGGCCAGGACACCAAUUUAGGAGGGGAAGAGGAAUUUUCUGUAGAUUAUGACUACUUGGUGAUAGCCAUGGGGGCUAGAUCAAACACAUUCAACACUCCUGGUGUGGUAGAGAAUUGCCAUUUCUUGAAGGAAGUGGAAGAUGCUCAGAGGAUUCGUAGGACUGUGAUCGACUGCUUUGAGAGGGCAAGCCUUCCCAAUCUUAGUGAAGAAGAGAGGAAGAGGAUCCUGCAUUUCGUGGUUGUUGGGGGUGGCCCAACAGGAGUGGAGUUCGCUGCAGAACUUCAUGAUUUUGUUCUUGAAGACUUAGCUAAACUGUAUCCUAGUGUAAAAAAUCUUGCAAAGAUAACACUCCUCGAGGCAGGCGAUCAUAUCUUGAACAUGUUUGACAAAAGAAUUACUGCUUUUGCUGAAGAGAAGUUCCAGAGAGAUGGUAUCCAUCUGAAAACAGGGUCAAUGGUGAUCAAAGUAGAUGAUAAACAUAUUUCUACGAAGGAAAGAUCAACUGGGGAAGUUUCAGAAAUCCCAUUUGGAAUGGUCGUAUGGUCAACUGGUAUUGGUACUCGUCCUGUCAUAAUGGACUUCAUGAAUCAGAUUGGCCAGACUAACAGGCGGGCUUUAGCAACUGAUGAAUGGUUGAGGGUGGAGGGAUGCAAUAACAUAUAUGCUCUAGGUGACUGUGCUACAAUUAAUCAACGAAAAGUCAUGGAAGACAUUUCUGUGAUAUUCAGCAAGGCAGACAAGAAUAAUUCAGGAACUCUAAAUUUGAAAGACUUCCAAGAAGUAAUUGAUGACAUUUGUGAGAGGUACCCUCAAGUGGGGCUAUACUUGAAAAAGAGGCAGAUGAGAAACAUUGCUGAUUUACUGAAGAGUUCUCAAGCUGAAAAACAGGGAACUGAAUUGGAUAUUGCGUUGUUCACAUCAGCUCUUUCUGAAGUGGAUUCCCAGAUGAAAAAUCUUCCUGCAACAGCUCAGGUAGCUGCUCAACAAGGCCAGUACCUUGCCAACUGCUUCAAUCGCAUGGAAGAGUGUGAAAGGAAUCCUGAAGGUCCUCUCAGGUUCAGGGGAACAGGACGCCAUCGGUUUCAUCCUUUCAGGUACAAGCAUCUUGGGCAGUUUGCUCCACUGGGAGGUGAGCAAGCUGCAGCUCAACUCCCUGGGGAUUGGGUUUCAAUUGGUCAAAGCACCCAAUGGCUCUGGUAUUCAGUAUAUGCAAGCAAGCAAGUCAGCUGGCGCACAAGAGCAUUGGUGGUAUCUGACUGGGGACGGCGGUUCAUUUUUGGAAGGGACUCAAGCAGAAUCUGAGACAGCUGAGAAUGCAAACAACACUGAAAAUGUCUUCUGUAGUAGACAAAGCAACUGAGACUUUGCCCCCGCUUCUCAUUCAACAUUCUAUAAUUUUACAAUUGUUAAUUCAAUAAUGUUCUUUCAUUCAAACUGAAUCUUGGGUUCAUCAUUGGUAUACUGUAUUAUGCUUGCAAUCUAUUCAGUUCUUAUUUAACAAAUCA